Rhododendron vialii is the source of this 1158-nucleotide messenger RNA. RefSeq lists its product as uncharacterized. The transcript has 3 exons. Lineage: Eukaryota; Viridiplantae; Streptophyta; Magnoliopsida; Ericales; Ericaceae. Bases 1 to 1158 code for a protein of 385 amino acids. The record is from RefSeq and is a predicted model, not a curated record.
AUGUGUGUCGGUGGAGUCGUGGCUAAAACCCCUGAUGCGGCGUGGGACUAUUUUGAGGAAUUGGCUGAAAAAAUACAAAAUUGGGAUUGCUCGGACCCCUCUAAAAGAAAUGUGGUUAAUCCGGUUCCGAGCAGUUCCAAAAAAUUUCAAUUGAGUGAGCAAAGCGACCUUGCACAUAAGGUCACUCAGCUCUUUCAUCAAAUUAAAACUCUGCAACUCCAUAAAGUUACCGGUGCUGCCUUUGUGGCCAAGGUGGAGGAAAUUUGUGUUUUGUGUGAAAUUGCAGGUCAUGCUACGGGAGAUUGCCAAAUGCUCCCCGCCGUUAUGGAUAUUUUUCAAGGAACCGGGCGAACGGAAUUCAAUGCCGUUAAUCAACAGCUUGACCCUUAUUCUCAAACUUUCAGCCCGGUGUGGAAAAUGCACCCUAAUUUCCAAUGGAGCAAUCCUCAACCUCCCAGACCGCCACAAGUUCCACCGCCUCAACAACACCAAGCAUUCCGGCCUCCUCAAUCUCAAAGAGCACUGAAGUUCUCUCAACAUCAACAACCUCCGGGGGAAAGCUUCCAACUCAAUCCGCAAGGACAAAAUUAUGUGGCGAGCUCUUCGGUGCUAAGUCUUGAGAAAGCCAAGUCUAUUACAACUUUGCGGAAUGGCAAGGAGGUUGACAAGGCCAUUCCUCCCAAGCUUAUCAAGCCCCUAGUCAAACCAAUUGUCUUACAAGCUUCGGUUCCUCCUAUUGACUCACCAACCUCGGAGCCUUCUCCAGUUGGUGAGCAUCCGAAAUCGUCACAGGUGGAAGAGCCCAAGGCCCCCGUCUCCCAAAUUUUGGCUCCCUUUCCCCAAAGAUUGAAGGCACCGGCCCAUGCCAAUACCAAUGUUGAGAUCUAUGAGCUUUUCAAGCAAGUGAGAAUUAAUAUCCCAUUGGUAGAUGCGGUCAAGCAAAUCCCCACGUAUGCCAAGUUUCUCAAGGACUUAUGCACUCAAAAGCGUAAGUUGAAUGUUCAAAAGAAGGUUUUCUUGACGGAGCAAAUUGAAAAAGCCCUCCUCGAUUUGGGGACUAGUGUGAACUUACUUCCGUAUUCCAUUUAUGAACAACUUGGGUUGGGGGAGAUGAGGCCUACUCCGGUGACACUUCAGUUGGCCGAUAGAAGCAUUUGA